This is a messenger RNA of Rhipicephalus sanguineus (brown dog tick), 1831 nucleotides long. RefSeq names its product prolyl 3-hydroxylase OGFOD1 (gene sud1). NCBI's taxonomy places the organism in Eukaryota, Metazoa, Arthropoda, Arachnida, Ixodida, Ixodidae. Bases 214 to 1821 code for a protein of 535 amino acids. Gene Ontology annotation, cellular component: cytoplasm. The record is from RefSeq and is a predicted model, not a curated record. The transcript has 11 exons. Gene Ontology annotation, biological process: peptidyl-proline hydroxylation; regulation of translational termination. Gene Ontology annotation, molecular function: iron ion binding; peptidyl-proline dioxygenase activity; L-ascorbic acid binding.
UUUACUACUACGUGUUUUCGUCGUGCUUUUGGGAAGGUUGUGGUUGAUCUGUCCAGUUGUUUGUGUUUCCGGCAUUUCACUGGUUUCCGGUUCGUCGUACGAAGGCGCGGACGACGCGGAGACGCACGUGGACGCGUCACUUGUGAUGUUUGAUGCCCUCGAAAGCCUGAGAGACGUUUCUAGACAACUACUGUUCGCGUCAGCGGCCCAGUUAUGGCGCCUGCAAAGCGUGCCGACAAAGGAGCCACCAGCGGUUCGAGAUCGUCGCCCGUGUCAAAGCGGAGGAAGGAAUCCGUUGUGUUGAAAGUGAACAGCGAACUUACCUCGGAUAAAACUAAGGACGAGCUGAGAGCCGCCUUUGCGGAGAAGAAAGCCGGUCAUUUCGGGACCGCGGCCGAGCUGAUCACGGAUCCUUUCAACGUUUGCGUGCUUCACAACUUGCUAGAGGACGAAGGCAGCGUCGACAGCUUGAAGAACGAGCUGUUCGACAUUGAGUUCCACGCGAAGAACAACGAUCUGUACAAGUUCCAUCAGUCGGAUGACCUGCAAAACUUUGACACGCCGUACAUACACGCUUUCAGAAAAUGCCUGGAGGGAACGCUGGCGCCGUGGCUCCGUGACGUCACGGGGAUUCCGCUAGACGGCAGCACCAGCCUAACCUGUUCCAAGUACUCUUACACGGAUGUGCUCCUGUGUCACGAUGAUGAGUGUGAAGGCCGACGGAUAGCAUUCAUCCUCUAUCUGACACCUGGUUGGACCGCUGAAGACGGAGGCCUGUUGGACUUGUUCGACACCGACAGUAACGAGCAGCCAAGGGACAUUGUUCGCUCGAUAUUACCCAGGUUCAACAGUCUGGUCUUCUUCGAGGUCAGCCCAGUCUCGUUUCACCAAGUGGCGGAAGUGCUGAGCGAAGACAAAGUGAGGCUGUCCGUUGGUGGAUGGUUCCAUGGACCUCCCGUUAGUAGGCCAGACCCCUACAUUGAACCACUGCUCGAGCGCUUGACCUGGUGCCAUAUUGAGGAGGAGCUUCUUCGAGCCUGGAUCAGCCCUACUUACCUGGCGGACAGCGUUGCCGAGCAGGUCCGAGAGCAGUUCAAGAACGAAUCGGAGAUCCACCUCCAGGAAUUCCUGCGGGAGGACAAGUGCAAGGCACUGGAAGAGGCCCUUUCCGAUCCUAACGUCUUUUGGAAACAGCAAGGGCCACGGAACCGCCGGUGGACGUUGGAGUGCCCCACGCCAAUGGCGCCCGUGGUUGAAGAGUGUCUUCGGGUGUUCCGUUCGGAGGCCAUGUUCCUGAUCCUCUCGAACUUGACAGGCCUGAAGCUGCACCCGCUGUUGUCCGUCACCGAGAGCGAUUCCAGCUCGGAGGACGAUGGGGGCUCCGACAACUCCGAGCAGCCCAACCGCGAGCCCGCGAGCUGCACGCAGGUCGUCCACAAGUGGAGCCACGGGACGUACACACUCGCCCACGACCAGGACCGAAACUCGGACGAGUGCGGGCUCGACGUGGUCCUCUACCUCAACUGCCGAGAGUGGAAACCAGAAUGUGGUGGUUUUACAACAUACAUAGUGAAAGGCGAAGAAGAAGAGGCAUUCCAUUAUGAUUCACGCCUGAGUGGGAUAUAUCGGGCAGAUUCCAGUCGACUGACUUUUGCGCCAUUUCUACAGCUGCUGACACUGAGCCCAUGCCCGAACUCUGUGGCGCUGGUCUACAGGGACAAGGGACUCCUGCAGUUUGUGAAGCACAUCAACCACGAAGUGACCAAGCUGUCCAAAGCAGACCAGUGCUUUCAUGACAUGAAGUUCGUCUAUUACGAAUGAUGUUAAUAAA